Molecule: messenger RNA, 2974 nt
Organism: Synchiropus splendidus (mandarinfish)
Lineage: Eukaryota; Metazoa; Chordata; Actinopteri; Syngnathiformes; Callionymidae
Product: voltage-dependent calcium channel gamma-4 subunit-like
Exons: 6
Coding region: 945-1931 (328 amino acids)
Biological process (GO): neurotransmitter receptor transport, postsynaptic endosome to lysosome; calcium ion transmembrane transport; neurotransmitter receptor internalization
Cellular component (GO): voltage-gated calcium channel complex; AMPA glutamate receptor complex; postsynaptic density membrane
Molecular function (GO): channel regulator activity; voltage-gated calcium channel activity
Source: RefSeq, a predicted model, not a curated record
CACACUCAGUGAUCAGGAGCACUCUGAUCAUACAAAGACAAGCAGAGGCCCACUCUCAUGUUGAGGGGUCAGAUCCCACUCCCUUGCUUGUGUUUUGUCUCGGCCUGUGGAGGAAAACCUCCAUAUUGGAUGCUGGGGAAAGCCGACAAAUGAAAGCGCACAAGGACAUGCUGAGUGAAAAUGAUGAUCUGUGGCGCUCAUGUGGGCGGGACAUGAGACUCAAACAAGAGAACAGCAGCAGAAACUUUCUCUCCCUCCUGGUUAUUUUCCACAGCACCUCAUCUGAGCAUCUGAACAUGAACCACCUAAAUAAACGGGAUGAUGAUGGUCACUGAAGUCACCUGUAGACACCUGUGGUAAUGAGCUCACCAGACGAGGAAACCACUCCACGAUAUGAACCGGGUCUGAAAAGAGUGAAAUACAUGAAUGCUAUGGACGAGUCAGUGAGGAGAGCUGUGGCUGAUUCCCAGCUCUUUCAAGAGGCGUGAAGGAGGCUUCAGACAUCACCAGCUUCAGGAUGCAGCUGCUCAAACGCCGGUACAAAGCAUCGCACGGGUAUUUGAAGCUGCUGCUGCUGCUGCUGCUGCUGCCUCUCGAGUCUUGCCAACAUCAAGGUGCAGGAUCCUCAGGAGACGUGCAGGUAUGGAUAAACUUGGCCACAGCCUGGAACUGGAAGUGCUGGCAGGAGUGAACACCACCUCCUUGAGUGGUUUCUUCCAUGGUGACCCUCCAGUUCCCCCACCUCAAAUGGUCGGUGAGGCGGGAGGCAACUCAAAGGUCACCCACAAACCCCGGAACGGUGGCUAGUUUGCUGUGGCCACCUGUGGCUGACGUGGCCGAACAACCCCCGGACUUAACUUCCGUUGAACUUUGGCUGGAAAACAACAGGGAGACUGGUGUGGAAGAAAGGAGAAGUUGCUCCAGAGUGACACGGUCCCGUGAGGAUGGCUCGCUGCGACCGCAGCGUUCAGAGCCUGCUGGCGGUGGUGGGGGCUUUCGCUGCCUUUAGUCUCAUGAGCAUCGCCAUCGGCACCGACUACUGGCUCUACUCCCGGGCGCACAUCUGUAACGCGACGAACGUCACCGCAGACGAGACGCAGAUGCAGAGCAAGAAAGUCAAGGGAGACCUGACCCACUCGGGACUGUGGCGAAUCUGCUGCAUCGAAGGGAUCAACAAGGGAAGCUGUUUUCGGAUCAAUCAUUUUCCGGAUGACAACGACUACGACACUGACAGCUCGGAGUACAUCUUACGCAUCGUCAGAGCGUCCAGCCUCUUCCCCAUCCUCAGCACCAUCCUGCUCAUGAUGGGGGGUCUGUGCGUGGGGGUCGGUCGGAUCUAUAGCAGAAGGAACAACAUCCUGCUCAGCGCUGGAAUCCUGUUUGUAGCAGCAGGCCUGAGCAACAUCAUCGGCAUCAUCGUCUACAUCUCCAGCAACACUGGGGAUCCCAGCGACAAGAAGGACGAGGACAAGAAGAACCAGUACAACUACGGCUGGUCCUUCUACUUCGGCGCACUCUCCUUCAUCGUGGCAGAGUCGGUGGGCGUCCUUGCCGUCAACAUUUACAUCGAGAAGAACAAAGAGUCGCGCUUCCGGGCCAGACGGGACUUCAUCAAAUCGUCGUCCUCACCUUACUCCCGUAUACCCAGUUACCGCUACAGACGAAGGCGGUCACGAUCCAGUUCCAGGUCCUCCGAUCCGUCCAGGGACACGUCUCCAGCGGGCUUGAAGACGGCAGAGGGGACGAGCAGUGGAGUGGGAAGGGCUCCGCCGUUCGGGGAUCUGUCUUUGUACGCGCUCAGCAGGGACGCUUUGAAGGUGGGAAGCGGGAACGUUGGACCCUACAGUCCAGAGAAGGACUUCCUUCAAGUGCACAACUGCUUUCAGAAGGAGCUGAAAGAUGGUGUGAACAGGAGGACCACGCCCGUAUGAGCCUGCGAUGAUGAACAUAAUCCUCCUGUGGGUUCUUGAGUCUCCGUCACUGCUGCGGAGAGCUCACGCCAAGAUAAGACUUCAAAGUGUGAAGGGAUUCAUUUUUCUGGCUGAAGACUUUAGAGAGAUUGAAGCAAAUAUAUGGAUUAUAAUACUUUCAACUUAGGCAUCUGUCUUGUAUCAUGUGUUAUGGAAUUUAUGAUAUAGAGGAAGAUUGUGUGUUUAUAUAAAACUGCCACGAUCAUCUGGUGCCAUAUUUUUAUCUGGGCGGGGCUUUAUCCUCCAAUAAAAAUAGAUCAUAUCAGUAAAAUUCUGGGCAAAGAUUUUUGAUUUUGUUGUCAUUCAUAAUUUAAUAUGUCCCUGCUUUUUAAGCGGGGUAGUGGCUGUCCCAUCAAACUGGGGCGAGAGGCAGUGGACCGUAGCUUUUUUCAUGACACAGUCUCUCAGGUGCUUCUUGUCUCUUGAUGUGUGGUUUCUUUAGAAACAGAACAUUAAAAUCUCCAGUCAACUCACCUGUCAGUCAAAGCAAAGCACGACGGUCAGUACCACCAUGUUUCGCAGCACUGUGGGGCCUUUGAAGGCCAUCACCAAGGUGGUGUGGAGAUCAGGUACAUUACAGCGGGAGGGAGUGUAGCCUGUCCAACAUGUAGCAAUGUAUUCCAGAUGUUAUUUUUAAAAGCUGUAUCUUAAACUCUGAGGGGUCUCAUGUAUUAUGUAUGCUUUAAAUAUGAAUUCAUUUACUGGUGCUAACUUGAUGUGUGCGCCUUUGAUCAUUUUAAACCUUCUGAACUGCCAUUCAUCCUUUUCACUGCUGCUCAGUGGCGCGUCUGAGCCGUGCGGCAUUCCUGUGUGUGAAAUGCAUAUAUUAGUUUAGAAAUCAUUCCACGUGGCACGUACUUAUCCAGUGCUUUUGUUUGCACCAACAAAGGUGUGUUGCUGUUUACUGACGCUUGGUUGAAGGUAGAGGGUUGGCUCAGGGAUGGUGUGCAGUUUCAUGAGCAGACGUGUAGCUUCAAGCGUGACUGUUUCAUGUGACUGUUCUU